Molecule: messenger RNA, 789 nt
Organism: Pieris macdunnoughi
Lineage: Eukaryota; Metazoa; Arthropoda; Insecta; Lepidoptera; Pieridae
Source: the annotation of a GenBank genome assembly
AUGGCCGUUACGAGUGCCAGAAACAUUGUGGACUUGCAAGAAAAGGGGCAUUUCGAACAUGACAAUGAACGGAUUAUCGAAAAAUAUACGUUGGCAGACAAAUUACCGUCACAGCUCAAAGAACUCAACCUACGGCCCCGGAACCUCUCCAAGCCCGCUUACAGUCUUCGGAAGCUCACCACCAGUGAUAAAGAACCUGUCAUCGAAUUUCUCCGAAAAUUUUUCUUUCGAGAUGAGCCCUUAAACCUCACAAUUAACCUCCUGGAAACUCCGGAGUCCCGGUGCUUUGAGCUGGAGGAUUACGCAGCCAGUACUCUUCAGGACGGAGUCUCCGUUGCUGUCGUGGAUGACCAGGGCGAUUUUGUAGGGAUGGUGAUUAAUGGCAUUGCCAGGAGAGAGGAAGUCGACUACACUGACAAAUCGGAAGAAUGCCCUCACCCAAAAUUCAAGAGGAUUUUGAAAUUAUUGAAUUAUUUAGACCGCGAAGCAGCAAUUUGGGACAAGCUACCUCCUACCUGCGACACAGUGCUGGAGAUCAGGAUAGCAUCAACGCACAGUGACUGGAGAGGACGAGGCCUCAUGAGAGUGCUUUGUGAGGAAUCAGAACGUAUUGCUAAGGAAAUAGACGCAGGCGCCUUACGUAUGGACACGACGUCGGCCUUCUCUGCCGCAGCAGCCGAGAGGCUUCACUACAAGAGUGUCUUUAGUGUUUUGUACUCGGAUAUUCCUUAUGCGCCUCAUCCAGACCCACCACACAGCGAGGCCAGAGUAUACCUUAAACAAAUCUGA